UCUUUUUACUUGACUCAAACAAGCCUAUGCAAUAUGCCUACCACAUUCAACAAAAAAAGAAAAACCAAAAACCCCACAAUCAUUUUCACUCAAAUUUCCAAUGAAACCUUCCUCUUCUUCAGCCAUGGGCAUCAUUUCCCACUCUCGCACUUCACCACACAUAAACAGAGAAGACACAUGUGGAGGGUCUCCAGUUGGGGGAAAGAAAUUGAACCCAAGAACGUGAUGAACAGGUGAAGAAAUUCCUAUUUUAUUGAUGUAACUUUCAACUUUUGCCAACGGCGGAAUAGUGUGAUUGUUUUUUGUUUCUUGUUUUCCUUUGUUUUUUUCAAAUUUUCUUUUUGUUUGAUUUCGGACAUCGAGGAAUUCUUUUGCUUGAUUGUUGGGAAAGUAAAAGGAUGCUUGAGUGUGGGGACUUAGAUAGGAAAGAAAAGGGGAAAAUAUAUGCUUCAAUCUAUUUUCAACCUCUUCUUUAUUGAGUUUUCUUUUCAUGGGGCCCUUCACUUUUUCAAAAAAAAAAAAAAAGUCUUACAUGGAAUUGGGAACUUGGUUUUCCUCUCUUUUUCUGUUGUGCCCUUUUGGAUGAAAUUAAAUUUAUUGUCUAUUUAGUGAAGAAAGUAAUGAACCGCAUCUCAAACCCCAUCAAAUCUUGUUCUGAUGAGCCAUUUGUCUUCCUAUGAUUUAUGAUUCUUUUUAUCAGUAAGUUUCUAGGUCAGCAUCAACUUAUCGCACAGGACACUGUAAUAUUUGGAUGUUAAGAAAAUUUAUAAGACGUUAAAUUCUAAGUAGGUGGUCACAUGAGUUGAACCAUGACCUCUUAGCUCUAAAGAGUGUUUGGUUUCCUUUCUUUGCUUGUUCUAGCUUUCGAAGAGUGGGGCAAAUUUUGUUCUAUUUGUGUGACUUUUCGUGGCCUGGUGUUAGGCACUUUAUGUGCUUGAACCGCAGUCAACAAACAGAUGAUUCUCUUAACCAUUUGGGUCAGUUUUCUAGCCGAAACAAAUGUAUGUUGUUUAAAAUUUACUAGUCGGUUUUAAACUAAUAAGAUUUCAAUGUCUUUAUCAGACAUGGUGAUUGUUCUGUUGACAAAAAGAUCUUCAAUCAAUGCAUUUUAGGCAGAAGAACCGCAUAUGUGUUGUAAUUAUUACAGUUUUCUUUUCCACAACACUUUGAUUUCUUUGGUAUGGACAGAAGUCUUUGAUUAACAUUUUUGAUUCCUUCAUAUCAGGUGGAUUGUAAACUUGUAAUGGAGUAAAAUAUCACAAUAUCUUUAUAAAAAAAUUAACAUAAAAAAUGUAAUAAAAUAAAACUGGUUUUUAAGUACAGGUUAUCCGUACAAAAACCCCUCAAUAGACUUGGGGAGGAAUGAUGGAGGAAAGAGAUGCAAAAUGCCUCAGAGUCCAAUUUAGAUUUAAAUUUUUUCUCUUACAUUUUAUCCCUUAAAUUUUCAAAACAAAAAGAGUAUAUUUUUAAAUGCUUAAAUUGCAAAAAUUUUCCCUUGGUUAAGAAAUUUCUUACCCUUUGUACCCUUGUUUGGUGACAUUCUCUAAAAGAUCCUGUGUUCAAGCCCUAAAAACAACUUAAAAUCAAUGAAGAUAAAUUUGAAAACAUUGGUAGUAAUCUUCAAGUUUUGGCUGAGAUGUUUGGAGAUACCCUCCGAUGUCUCGAGGACUAGAAAACUUAAUAACGUGAAAGUCUUCUUUGUCUUUUAAAGCUAGCUUUCGGGGAGGCAAAGCCUCUCUAAAGAUUAGUGGGAGGUGAGCAUAUGCACAACAUGAGUGGAGCCCACAAUACCCAGUUGUUAAAAAAUUAAAUUAAAGUAAUAAAGAAAAAACUGAUGGUAUGGUUUAAUUACUUUAACACAUUAAACUUGCAGGUGGUACAGCAAAUGGCUUUAGUGUUUCUGACAAAAGUUAUGGGUUCCUCUCAACAGACUACGUGAAGAGGAGAGAUAUAUGAGGAAUAAUUGUGGUCUACAUCACAUUCUUUCCUACCUCUGCUCUUUUUUGCUACCAAACCAUUUUCUUUCUUCUCUUGAAUUAUAUGGAUAUGCUUGUGCUUGGUACAGCAUAGCUGUAAGGUGUCUUGUUUUUUCGUGACAGGUUAGCUAUGGAAUUGGAAGUAUUGGAUGCAAACUAUCCUUCAAAACUAAAUAAAAAUUUUAGAUGGCUUUAAGAGACUGAGUAGCUUAUAACAGAUGGUUUUCAUCGUUUUUGAUAUCGUGUCAUCAAAAUAUAACUAACUGCCAUCACAGAGGAUCUUGGACUUCUUCAUCCUCGUCCAUUGGUUUCCAUCGGAUUCAAAUAAAGAAAAUGCUGAGAAAAUCAGUUUCUUUUCCGGGCUAAGGGGCCAUCAGCAUUACAUUCUUAUGUAGAACCCAUUUUCAUCAGCAUCAUUUUUGUUCCAAGCAAAGCAUUCAGUUGAAAAAGAUUAAAACCACUACCAGAAAGUUAAAGGAAGAAGCUGCAGUGCUUACAAAAUAUCAGAAGAGGUAUGAGUGAGAUUGGGUCUGAAAGAUCAAAGUCAUGGAACAUUUACACAACUCCAGACCAAAGCCCAUCAUCUCAGACCGGCAUUGGUCAAGAAGCUCCUUGGAAGAACUUUGGAUCAUCCAUGAAUGCCAUUUCCUUUGGCUUUGUUGCCACUGCAAUCUUGAUAUCAAUGUUCCUUGUCAUGGCCAUCUUUGAGCAUCUGUUUAGACCAAGUUCUCCCUUCUCCUCAUCUGAUGAAGUUACCAACAACUCAGAGUCAACUCCAGCUGAGAAAUUCGCAAGUCCAAAUACGGUGUCAACAUCAUAUGCAUCUGAUUUCUCAGUGUUGAUGCCAGGUCAGCACAUUCCCACCUUCAUUGCACAACCAGCUCCUCUGCCAUGUCAGAGAGAGGGAAUUUAUUGGCCAUCUCAUCACCAUAAUUUUUCAGGUCCUUGAAGCAAAUAGUUUCAUGUUUGUUGUUGCCUCCAUUGAAAGCUGUUGCUGCAUUUAGGAAAACUAUCAGCUUUGCUUCUUCUUAGAAUAAUAAUAAUAAUACUUGUGCUUCUUCACCCACAGGGAGAUUUGCUCAAAUGCUUAUACUUCUUCUUCCUUUUUUUCUUUCUGGGUUGCAUCUGUAAAUUGAUUGUCAAAGAAGUUCCAAGUAUUUACAUGAGUUUACUUGUUCCAUAAAGAUUUGAGUAUAAAAUCGCUUCACUUUUGUAAGACUGAUUCAAGCUACUUUCAAAUGUUAUACUCCAGACUUUUU
Cucumis melo (muskmelon) is the source of this 3235-nucleotide messenger RNA. RefSeq lists its product as uncharacterized. NCBI's taxonomy places the organism in Eukaryota, Viridiplantae, Streptophyta, Magnoliopsida, Cucurbitales, Cucurbitaceae. The transcript is spliced from 4 exons. The record is from RefSeq and is a predicted model, not a curated record. The coding region runs from base 2491 to 2925 and encodes 144 amino acids.